Triticum turgidum subsp. durum (durum wheat) is the source of this 936-nucleotide messenger RNA. Lineage: Eukaryota; Viridiplantae; Streptophyta; Magnoliopsida; Poales; Poaceae. The record is from the annotation of a GenBank genome assembly.
AUGGCGACGACACUCGCGGGCCGCCGCCUGCUCCUCCUGCGGCGAUGGGCGGCCGGGCGGCGGCUGCUCGGCACGGCGGCGGAGGCGUCUCCGGGACCGGGCGGGGAGGAGGCGGGGGGCGAGGCGAUCUACGUGAGGAAGCCCUCGUCCUCGUCGACGCGGGACGAGACCUCGGUGUCCAUGCCCAUGUCGUUCAUGACGGGGUCCGUGGUGGGGAAGCGGUUCUACCGCGACGCCACCGUGCGCCGCGCCGACGACGGGAACGGGUGGACGGUCAUGCUGGACUACCGCACCCUCAAGACGCCGGCGAAGCGCCCGCUCAAGCUGCACUCGCGCACGCUCGCCAUGGGCGUCGCCGCCGAGUGGGAGUACCAGGAACAAGAUGGUAUCCGGCCUUUUACUAUGCCUCUUAUGAAGCUUGCUUGUACUGCACUGGAGAGAGUUCCAUUGACACGAACGAAAAUAAUUGCCAAUUUGAUGCAAAAAUUCCAUCAAGAUUUGGUAUUUUGUCGCUCACCUGCCGAUGAUGAACUUACCAAAGGAGUCUAUGAAAAACAGAAGGAGAAAAUUGACCCAAUACUGGACUGGGUCAAGACUGAGUUUGGGUUCAAGCCUGUUGUGUACACAAGUUUUUUAGGAGGGAAGCAAGAUGAGCGGCUAGUUAAGGCUGUAGAAACCGUUCUGAAGGAUGCAAAUGAUUGUGAGCUGGCAUCUAUUGAUGCUAUGGCCGCAGCAGCCCAUUCCUUGGUAAUCCCUCUCGCAAUAUUUAGAGGAAGGUUGGGAGUUGAUGAAUCCAUUGAGCUGAUCAGACUUGAAGAAGAUCACCAGGUCGAUCGAUGGGGCCUGGUUGAAGGAGGCCAUGAUGUUGAUAUUGCUGAUCUUAAAGUCCAGAUGUCAUCGGCUGUUGUGUUCCUUCAACUUUCAUGGCUGAAGUAA